Molecule: messenger RNA, 1764 nt
Organism: Dermochelys coriacea (leatherback sea turtle)
Lineage: Eukaryota; Metazoa; Chordata; Testudines; Dermochelyidae
Gene: DHX32
Product: DEAH-box helicase 32 (putative)
Cellular component (GO): spliceosomal complex; intracellular anatomical structure
Molecular function (GO): RNA binding
Source: RefSeq, a predicted model, not a curated record
AUGGAAAUUGACCAGCAAGGCGACCGGUGGAGAGGACCGGAACAAAACCCUGCAGAGAGGCGUGGCAAUCAGCCAGCAGGGUGGCUGGCAGAGAGGAGCAGAGCAGAGCCCAGCAAAGAGGUGCGGCAAUCGGCCAGCAGGGCGGCUGGCAGAGACGUGAGGGGAUCGGCCAGCAGGGUGGCUGAAGAAGAGGAUUGGAGUGGAGCCCGGCGGAGAGGCAUGGUGAUCGGCCAGGCAGGGCAGCCAGUGAAGCAGAGCAGUGAGCGAGUGUCCGGGCAGCAGAGUGAGUUAGAUGCCUUCUUAUCCCGCCCCUCCCCCAAAAGAGAAACACUACUUCUCAGAAUUAGCAAUGGUGACGAAGAAGAGAUGUUAGUAUGUGAAGGAGAUUUAGAGCAUAAACCUUUUGAUGGAUUACCAUACUCAUCUCAUUAUAAACUUUUGAAAGAAAGAGAGGAACUUCCAUUUUGGAGUGAUUAUGCUUCCAUGGAGAGUCUUCUUCGUAAUCAAAUUGUGAUUGUUUCAGGAGAUGCUAAGAGUGGCAAAAGUUCCCAAGGGGUGUAUUCUUCUCUUCCCCAAUGGUGUGCUAAGUACUGUCUUUCUUCCCACAAGCAGACAGCAAUGCGGCUGGCACUACAUGUAGUUGAUGAGAUGAAUGUCAAUACUUGCCAUGAAGUGGGUUAUGUUGUCCCAUUUGAGAGCUGCUGUACCACUGAAACAGUUCAGAGAUAUUGUACACAUGAUAUACUACAGAGAGAAAUGAUGUCCACUAUUCUUCUGAGCUGCUAUGGACUCAUCUUAGAUGAAGUGCAUGAAAGAACAGUUGCAACUGAUAUAUUACUUGGAGUUCUUAAAGAUGUUUUCAUAUCAAUAUCAGCGCUGAAGCUGGUAAUAGUUAUAUCUCUUCACAUAUCCAGCAAAUGUCAGACUUAUUAUGGUAGCAUCCCCCUCAUAAGAGUGGAAAACAAACACUGUGCAGAAGUUGUGUACGCCUGCAGCAUUCAAAAAGACCAUUUCCUGUUUGCUUUAAAAUUGCUCUUUGAGAUACAUCAUACAAAAAAGAGAGAUGAUAUUGUGAUCUCUCCAGCAUGUGAACAAGUAAGCCAAAGAAAAAACCGCUGCAAAAAUUACAGAAGAAAAGUGCUAUUAACCAUGAGCUUUGGAGAGUUUUUGGUCUGGAUUCAUACUGUAAACUUUGCAAUUGACAUUAGUGUGGAGAGAAGAAAUGUAUGCAGUCCUAGAAUCAGGCUGCAUUACAAGAGAGUCUGCUCUACCAAUAAAAGCCAAGAAGAUCUGUGCAAGCAAAUUCUGGGCACGUCUUCAUCAGAGAGAAUCACUCACACAAAAUUAAAUAAUAAAUUUAAUAUAUACAAUACUACAAAAAGCAAGAUAAUUUUCUCAGAUCACUAUACUCUUACCAAUGUCUACAAGGCCUACAAAGAAACGAGCACAAACUCCACAAGCCAAUACUACAAUGUUGAGAAAUGGUGUCAUGUUUAUUUCUUAAGCUGUUCUGCACUGAGGAGGGCAGAAGUUAUCAGAGCUGAACUGGCAGAGAUUGUGAAAUGUAUUGAACUUCCCAUUUCAGAACCUGACUUUGAAUCAAAAAAAAACAUGUUAAGCAUAAAGAAAGCUCUCUUAUUGGGUUACUUUAUACAAGCACCUCAAUAAUAUUUUAACAAUCUGCCUCAUAGUGAAAGCAAGGAGAUUCUGCAUGAAGUAAUCAAUCAUUUAUCACCUGUUUCAACAAUGAAAGAGGAACACUAA